GAAUCUAAACAUGAUCGAAAUAAGACAUCAUACUUUUGGACAGCCGAUUAUAAUUUUAGAGUUUGAUGAUUCGCAGGAAGUGAUCAUAUACAAUGACAAGCUUGACAGCAUAUUUAAUCAUCCAGAAAUUCAAGAUCGUAAAGUUGUGAUUCUGUCAUUGAUUGGUGCAUUUAGAGGCGGCAAAAGCUUCUUCUUGGAUUAUUGCUUGCGGUUCCUUUAUGCUCAUUUCCCGUCAAUAAACAACCCCAACAAGGUCACUUCCUUUAUAUUCAAAAAAGAUGACACCUGGAUGGGCGAACCUGAUGAACCAUUGACUGGAUUUUCAUGGCGUUCAGGCACAAAACGUGAUACAACUGGCAUCAUCAUGUGGAGUGACGUCUUCCUGCAUACAAUAGACAGAACUGGAGAAAAAAUUGCAAUUUUUGUGAUGGACACGCAAGGAUUAUUCGACAAUGACUCAACAGCUGAAUCCAAUUCCAAGAUCUUUGCAUUAGGAACUCUAAUUCCUUCGAUUCAAGUCCUCAACAUUAAAGGAAUUAUUCAAGAGAAUCAGCUGGAAUAUCUUCAAUUUGCCACGGAAUAUGCGAUUAACAGUGCAAUGGACAUUGUUAAUAAGAAAGCAUUUCAGAGCUUAACGUUCCUGAUGAGGGACUGGGACAACAAUGAUGAAUACAAGUAUGGCAUCGAUGGCGGAAGUCAAUACCUUAAACAACUUCUCAAACCCAGAAGGAAUGAAAAUAAGAAGCUACAGUCAGUCCGCAAGAGUCUUUCAAGUAGUUUUGACCAAACUCGAUGCUGCUUAUUGCCACAUCCUGGAAGAGUUGUUGCUAGUAAUGGAACCUAUGACGGUAGUUGGUUUGAAAUGGAUGUGGACUUUAAGAAUGAAUUAAAAAGUUCUAUUGAGGACAUGCUGAUUUCAACAAACAUGGUCAUUAAGAAAAUCAAUUCAAAGGAAGUGACUGGAAAGGAAAUGAAGGAUUACAUCCAAAAAUACUUUGAAAUUUUUCAGUCAAGCAAUACUAUGAGGGUGCUGAAUAUCUAUGAAUCGACAGUUGAACUGUAUAUGAAUAAUAUCAUUGAGAAGUGCCUUAAUGACUACAAACUAAGAAUGUUUGAGAAUAAGGAUUUGAUUGGCAAUGACAAUAACAUAGUUCAUGAUAGUUGUAAGGCAAAGGGUUUAGAGAUGUACGAUAAGCAGCGUAAAAUAGGAAGUCUCGAGUACCAAAAAAGCUGCAAAACAAUUUUAUUUAAAAAAAUUGACGGAAUUUACGAAGAAUUUGAGACGUUCGCAGAACAUGAAGAACAGCUGAAGGCAGCCUUGGAUAAGGAACUGCAAGAAAAAGAGGAACUUAAAGAGGCCAUAAAAUAUGUCAAGUCUAAGCUUGAGGAACUUCAAAAGAGCCCCAGUACUCAAGGAUAUACAGAACUUAAGGAUGUCCUCGAAACUCGUCUGGGUAAAGACAUUAAAAAGCUCAAUGAAAUCGAAAAGAAAUUGAGGGAACGGGAAGCAUUUCGAAGGAAGCUUAGAAAUUAUGGAAUAUCUGCAUUUAUUGGAGGAAUCAUGGGAUGGGCUAUAAAAGAUAUAAAACCAUUGGAUGUACUUCACAGUGCUCUAGACAAUGUCCGUAAAGUUCUAGCACUUACUGCCGCACCUGUAAUUGUACAAAACCAAGUUUGUGAAGCUGUAAGUAAAGUUCCCAAGGAAUUAUUACCUUUUGCAGAAACUACGGCUGACAUUUUACUUCCUGCUGUAGAAACUGCAGCUGAUAUUAUAAUGCCUGCUGUAGAAACUGCAUCCGAUGUGAUUCUGCCAUCUGCAAAUAUAGUUGAUUUUAUACCACUGCCAUCGGAGUAUUCGACCAUCUUAGGAGUUGUAGUCACGGCUGCAAUAACGAUUGGUGGGAUAUUGGCAAUAAUAUUGAAAGAAAAGAUGAAGAAUUAA
Messenger RNA from Chironomus riparius, 1942 nucleotides. The record is from the annotation of a GenBank genome assembly. NCBI's taxonomy places the organism in Eukaryota, Metazoa, Arthropoda, Insecta, Diptera, Chironomidae.